Molecule: messenger RNA, 327 nt
Organism: Trifolium pratense (red clover)
Lineage: Eukaryota; Viridiplantae; Streptophyta; Magnoliopsida; Fabales; Fabaceae
Product: non-classical arabinogalactan protein 30-like
Exons: 2
Coding region: 1-327 (108 amino acids)
Source: RefSeq, a predicted model, not a curated record
AUGACAAUAAUUAAAAUCGCAAGAAAAUUGAAACGUGCCGUUGUGAAGCUACAAUGUAACAGCACAAAGUACAAGUUUGUUCAAACACAUAAGACUGAUAAGAAUGGUUAUUUCUUCAUUGAAGGCCCAAAGAGUAUCAAAACCUAUGCACCUCAUAAGUGUAAUGUUGUUUUGGUUAGUGCUCCAAAUGGGCUGAAGCCUUCAAAUCUUAAUGGUGGGCUUACUGGUGCUGCUCUUAGGUCCGGGAAACCUUAUGUGUCUAAGGGUCUUCAUUUCACUAUUUACACUGUUGGGCCUCUUGCAUUUGAGCCCAAAUGUCCUCGUUAA